AUGUCAAAAUCUUUGGGUAAUGGAGUUGAACCUGACGAAUUAAUAGAAAAUUCUAGAAAGCAAGCCGAAAAGUUAAGAACCGAAAGAAAAAUAAGGAAUGAAAAAAAACUUAAGGAACUUGAUAAAAUUUUGCAAGAGCAAGAGAGACCACCUUUUUCAAGACCGCUUUUGAAAGAAUAUCGAAAAGUCAUUCCAAAUUUAGAUCGACGAGCAGUCUUAAGAAAUUAUGAAUACGAAGUUUGGUUAAAAAAAAGAAAUUUAUCUCCAUUAACAGUCCGAAUUUAUUGUCGAAUGAUUCGAAUGUUGAAAAUUUAUGGUAAAGGGAAUAAAAUUCGUCAUGUAUUUUUACCACCAUUUUUACAAUCCGAAUUUAAAUUUUGUUCUUCGGAAUAUCUUUUUACAAAUGGGAAAGGAGAAAGAAUAGGGAAUGAUCAUGCUCGCAAGAUGGUUUUUCGAAAAGUGAUAAAGGCAGGAAUGGAUAAAAAUAUUAGCCCUCACACUUUUAGAAGAAGUUUUGCCACUUUAUUAAAUGGUAGAGAUUGUAAAUUAACCACUAUUCAGAAAUUAUUAGGGCAUAGUAAAAUGGAGACAACGACCAACUAUAUCCAUAAUUCUUAUGAUGAACUUUACCAAGAUUAUAAUAGUUUGGGCUCCAAUAAUUCUUUCCAAAUACUAGGUGGAGUUAAGAAAAAAGUUUUAGAGUCAAAAUGA
This is a messenger RNA of Entrophospora candida, 711 nucleotides long. The record is from the annotation of a GenBank genome assembly. Lineage: Eukaryota; Fungi; Glomeromycota; Glomeromycetes; Entrophosporales; Entrophosporaceae.